Molecule: messenger RNA, 2440 nt
Organism: Jaculus jaculus (lesser Egyptian jerboa)
Lineage: Eukaryota; Metazoa; Chordata; Mammalia; Rodentia; Dipodidae
Gene: Prcp
Product: prolylcarboxypeptidase
Exons: 9
Coding region: 55-1539 (494 amino acids)
Biological process (GO): proteolysis; regulation of blood vessel endothelial cell migration; negative regulation of systemic arterial blood pressure
Molecular function (GO): serine-type exopeptidase activity; dipeptidyl-peptidase activity
Source: RefSeq, a predicted model, not a curated record
GCUUGCGCUUGGCCCCGGCGCCCUCCUGCCUCUUUGUCACCGCCAGCCUGUGCCAUGGGCCGUCCAGCUCUCUGGCUGCUGCUCCAGUUUCUCCUGAUACCCGGGGCCGCCGCCGGCAUCAGGCCCGCGCUAAGGGCCCUCGGCAACUUGCACUUGUCGAGCAGCUCCACAUCCCGCCCUGCUGUAGCCAAUAACUACUUAGUGCGUUACAUACAACAGAAGGUUGAUCAUUUUGGAUUUCAUAAUGCGAAAACUUUCAAACAGCGGUACCUAAUAGCUGAUAAACACUGGAGGAAAGAUGGUGGUUCAAUACUUUUCUACACUGGUAAUGAAGGGGACAUUACCUGGAUUUGCAAUAAUACGGGGUUCAUGUGGGAUGUAGCUGAGGAGAUGAAAGCUAUGCUGGUGUUUGCUGAGCAUCGAUACUAUGGAGAGUCUCUACCCUUUGGUGAGGACUCACUCAAAGAUUCCAAACACUUGAAUUAUCUGACAUCAGAACAAGCGCUGGCUGAUUAUGCAAUGUUAAUCAGACACUUGAAAAGAACAAUUCCAGGAGCUAAAAAUCAACCUGUCAUUGCCAUCGGGGGCUCUUAUGGUGGCAUGCUUGCAGCCUGGUUCAGGAUGAAAUACCCUCAUAUAGUAGUUGGAGCUCUUGCAUCUUCUGCUCCUAUCUGGCACUUUAAGGAUUUGGUCCCCUGUGGUGAGUUUAUGAAGAUUGUAACAAGAGAUUUUACCAAAAAUGGUCCAAAUUGUUCACAGAGCAUCCACAUGUCCUGGGGUGCCAUUAACCGACUGUCAAAAACAAGCAGUGGUCUACAAUGGCUUACUAAAGCCUUUCACCUGUGUAGCCCCUUAACUUCUGAAGACAUUCCAUAUCUAAAAGACUGGCUCUCUGAAACCUGGGUGAAUCUGGCUAUGAUGGACUACCCCUAUGCAUCUGACUUUUUACAACCUUUGCCUGCUUGGCCUAUCAAGGUAGUAUGCCAGUAUCUGAAAAAUCCUCAUGUAUCUGACUCAUUGCUACUGCAGAACAUUUUUCAAGCUCUGAAUGUAUAUUAUAAUUAUUCAGGCCAAGCAAAAUGCCUAAACUUUUCACAAGCAGCAACCAGCAAUCUAGGCACCCUGGGCUGGAGCUAUCAGGUCUGCACAGAAAUGGUCAUGCCCUUCUGUACUAAUGGAAUUGAGGACAUGUUUGAACCGUACUUGUGGAACUUGAAGAAAUUUUCUGAUGACUGCUAUAGCCAGUGGGGAGUGAGACCAAGGCCCUCAUGGAUCACUACCAUGUAUGGUGGCAAAAACAUCAGUUCACACACAAACAUUGUUUUCAGCAAUGGCGAUCUAGAUCCCUGGUCAGGAGGUGGAGUAACCAAAGACAUCACAGAUACCCUGGUGGCAAUCACCAUCCCACAGGGUGCCCAUCAUUUAGAUCUCAGAGCCCACACAAUCUUUGACCCUGUAACCCUGAUGUUAGCCCGCUCGCUGGAAGUUAGACACAUGAAGCGAUGGAUCACAGAUUUCUACUCUGGAAGACAGCUCUGAGCAACUUAAAAAAAUUUUUUUUCUUUUAUGUUCAUUCCAUCCACAUGGGAACCUCAGUUUGAUUUUCCACAUGUGUCUGUGGCCACACCAUCCUGAACUUGCCUGACCUUGUCUGAUUUUCUACAUGCUUCUACUUUCCCUGUUUGUUACUAGACGUGUUGGGGCCAAGGUUGAUACAGAAGAGGGUGAUGGGGUGAGAACAGCCAUCCCACCAAGGUGACUGCUCUGUUGUCACUGUCUGUGCCACUUCCAGGAAGAGUGUCACCAUGGCAGCUCCUACACUGUCAGGACUGUGCCAUUCCUGCUGCCUUCCAUUCGAGGGAGAGCCACUGCCAUUGUCUCUAUAAGAAGGGACUCUCCUUGUCUUUGAGGCUGGAAUCUGGCCAUUUGUAAGUCACCAUACCUACCUCGAAAAAGGAAAGCCAAAGCUGGGAUAAAGGAUGUCAUCACAGUUGACAGGAAGGAUGUGUGAUGGCAAUCCAGGCAAUGGGGCCAUUUCUUCUGUCCUUGGUCACCGAUUGUCACAUGUGCUGUAAUAAAGAACAAGGCUGGACCUUCUACCUGCAUGUUGCGCAUUAAGCUCCCUCCAGCCAUUGGGACUGCUGUGUGCCCAGGCUUGGCUGCUUUUGCAAAGUCCUUUAAUUUCUCUCUUCCCCUGCAGCCUUUCUUAGUUCUGGGACAUUUGCUGCUGUGAUGAAGAAAGUGGUCUUCUGCUCUGCUUCAUUUGUUCUAAGUUCAGUUUUAUAAUUUAGUUUUAAAUCCCACCAAAUAAUGAAAAUAACUGUUUUGCCUUUCACUAUAAGUCUGAAUAAACUGUAUUAGUAAAAAUCCUUUAAAAGUUUGUACAUCAGAGGCUGUGGAGAUAGCUCACUGAUUAAAGAAAGAUGCUUAGUUUACAAAG